GCCACAGAUUCGCCACACGGAGUGGAAGGACUAUGAAAGUGACGAAGGCUUGAUGUAGGGGGGUUUUAAAGAAGGCUCGAGAAGUGUUUUCUUAUUUUUAAAGAGUGGCACACCAAAGAUUUACAAGAAUACACAGCCAAAAUGCUCUGCCACGUUACUCGUCCGGAUGCGGUGGUGAUGGAGGUGGAAGUUGAUGCGAAGGCGAACGGUGAAGACUGUCUGAAUAAGGUUUGCAGAAAGUUGGGCAUAAUUGAGGUAGACUACUUUGGGCUGCAGUUCACAGGCAGCAAGGGAGAGAACCUGUGGCUCAAUCUGAGGAACCGCAUCUGCCAGCAAAUGGACAAUGUGACGCCCUGUCGACUGAGGCUGCGGGUCAAGUUCUUUGUGGAGCCCCAUCUCAUUCUGCAGGAACAGACAAGACAUGUCUUCUUCAUGCACGUGAAGGAGGACCUCCAUAACGGUCACUUACGCAUGGGCUCUGAACAAGCGGAGGAGCUGAGCGCACUCCUGGCACAGGCCGAGUUUGGCGACUACAACCAAAACACAGCCAAGUACUGGUACUCGGAGCUAUGCGGAGAGGAGCCCAGCACUGCCACCAUCAACAGUAUCGUAUCCAGACACAAGGCUCUGGAAGGUUUGAGCCAGGGCUCGGUGGAGUAUCAGGCCCUGCAGCUGGUCUCGUCUCUGGAGCAUUACGGCGUUGAGUGGCACUGGGCUCGUGAUGCAAAUGGGCAACGGUUGGCCAUAGGAGUCGGCCCAGAGGGUAUCGCCAUUUGCAAGGAGGACUUCAGCUUAGUCAACAGAAUAAGCUAUCCAAUCAUUCAGAUCGCCACCCAGUCGGGGAAGAGUGUGUACUUGACGGUUACCAAGGACACAAGUGACAGCGUGGUGCUUUUGUUCAAGCUGAUCAGUAAUCGGGCAGCCAGUGGUCUGUACCGGGCCAUCACAGAGACCCACGCCUUCUACAGGUGUGACACUGUCACUAACGCAGUGAUGAUGCAGUACAGCAGAGACUUUAAAGGCCACCUUGCUUCCCUCUUCCUCAACGAAAACAUCAACCUGGGCAAGAAGUACGUCUUCGACAUCCGACGCACCUCCAAGGAAGUGUACGACCACGCCCGGCGCGCUCUCUACAACUCCGGUGUUGUGGACCUGAUGUCUGGCGGCGGCGAACGCUCCUCUCCUUCACGCUCCCCGAGCCGAGACGACCAGCAGGACGAGGGGCUGGACUGCGGCAGCUGCCAGCAGAGCCGAGCGCUGCAGGAGCGGCUGCAGAAGCUCAGAGAGGCUCUGUUGUGCAUGCUCUGCUGCGAGGAGGAGAUAGAUGCUGCGUUCUGCCCCUGCGGCCAUAUGGUGUGUUGCCAGACCUGCGCAAAUCAGCUGCAGUUGUGUCCUGUGUGUCGGUCGGAGGUGGAGCACGUGCAGCACGUCUACCUGCCCACCUGCACCAGCCUGCUGAACCUGACGCUGACCGACAACCACCAGCACCGCAGCAACAUCCCCGCGCCCAUCCACAGAGAAAUGGCUUCUCCUCACAGCUGCUCUGCCACAGAGUACGAGCACAAGAUCUACCACACUUAAAGACAACUCCACCAAACUCCAUCAUGGACUCGACUUAAAUCAGCCAGAUUAUGGUUUCAUAAAGAAGGAACAUUUCUCGUCCAUCUGUGUCUCCUGCCUGGACUCCAUGAACUACCAAACGUAAAGAAACUCCUGAGCAUAAUCAAAGAUGACACACUCAAACCACUCCCUCAACUUGUGUGUGUGUGCGUGUGUGUGCGUGUGUGCGCGUGUGUGCGCGUGUGUUUUAUUAUUUACCUUCGUCCCUUUGAGCUGCCAGUGUAUCUGGUUGGUUCUUAGUAUUGUUGCCGUUGGUUUGUUUGUCAUUCUGUCCAAAUCUUGUUUGUUCGAAACACCCCCUGCCACAAGAUGAUUUUAGAUUAGACUCUUAUUGACCUUAAAUUAUUGCAUCAGUUGACCUGAUACAGAAACACUUUUGUUUUUGAAUUAUUAUUGUUAGUUGUUUUUUCCUAGCUCCAUUUCAGACUCCUAGCCCCAGAACCCGAACCAUACGAGUGUGUAUGUUUUAGAAUAGCUAAACACUGUAUAUAAUGUCUGUCUUUUUCUUUUUUCAUUUUUAAUGCUUCUUGACAUUUUAAAGCUUAUUUGUUUUUUGAUUUGAGAGCUGAAUUUUACAGUGCAAGAGAGUGAAAUGCUUUUUUUUUUUUUUUUUUUUUUUUAAAUAUUUUAUUUCUUGUUUUUCAUGUUCCAUGUUUUCCAUGCCAAUUAGGGGGGUAUUUAGAGGCUAAGCAGCGCUGCAUAUUAAUGAGACACACCAGGUGCUAAGGCCACCACGGUCCCGUUCUUGUGAUCUCUGGGUUAAAUGGGGUUCUCAAGGGUUCUUUUACUCCACCAACCAGAACUGCGACCUUGGCAGCAUCUUGCUGACACUCCCGCAACCUCCUUCACCUCGAAACUGGUUUUGUUGAUUAACUGCCUCUUGUCCAAAACAACAAGCCCAGUUUCACAGACUGAUGCGCCUUUAACUUUCAGUUAGCAUGGAGAUAAAAAUGUAAGAAAUUAAGAGGACAAACUGUCCCUCUGUUAAACACCGAACCACAGAGUUGUAUACAAAGAAAACUAGGAAUGUGUCCAGCAGCAGCUGCUUCCUCUGAAAACCUCAACUAUAAAUUUCUUCUCUGGGGUGGACUUGUGAGUUCCUUUUUGAUAUUUCUAAAGGGUACUAGGAGAUCUGUCUGUGCAAUACUUGCUUGCUUUUUGAAAAAAGCUUUUCAUUUUCAAGUUUUAUUUAAUUUCAAAGACUAUAUUUAAGAGAAAAACAAACAAACAACAUUGUCACUUUACCAAGGAAGUUUUCCACAUGUCUGUAGGAGGUUUGGCCUUAAUGUAGCAGCAACACCAUGUUUAUUAUAAACUGUCCACAGACUUUUUUUCUGGUGAGAAAAGGAAAACUUUGAUUUCUUUAACGCUGACUCGAUUAAGCUCAGCUGCUGCAGGGGAAGGACUUUUAUUUUUCACAAUGUACAAGUAGCGAUUUGUUUCUGUUUUCUGAAGCAAAAGCCACUAUGCUCUGUAAAAUAACUCAGAAUUAAAUCCUUUUUAUAUAUUCUGUUUUUAACAAAGAGAAAGUAUUAAUAAAGUUGUUUUUUAAAAA
Epinephelus fuscoguttatus (brown-marbled grouper) is the source of this 3175-nucleotide messenger RNA. It is a transcript of the gene mylipa, whose product is annotated as myosin regulatory light chain interacting protein a. Gene Ontology annotation, cellular component: cytoskeleton. Gene Ontology annotation, biological process: ubiquitin-dependent protein catabolic process. Gene Ontology annotation, molecular function: ubiquitin-protein transferase activity. The transcript has 7 exons. The record is from RefSeq and is a predicted model, not a curated record. Lineage: Eukaryota; Metazoa; Chordata; Actinopteri; Perciformes; Serranidae. Bases 142 to 1581 code for a protein of 479 amino acids.